Molecule: messenger RNA, 9946 nt
Organism: Sorex fumeus (smoky shrew)
Lineage: Eukaryota; Metazoa; Chordata; Mammalia; Eulipotyphla; Soricidae
Gene: PREX2
Product: phosphatidylinositol-3,4,5-trisphosphate dependent Rac exchange factor 2
Exons: 40
Coding region: 163-4956 (1597 amino acids)
Biological process (GO): intracellular signal transduction
Molecular function (GO): protein binding; guanyl-nucleotide exchange factor activity
Source: RefSeq, a predicted model, not a curated record
CCCCGCCUCCCUCCCGGGCAUGUGAAACCCUCGGGCCGCCCUCGGACUCUGCGCACGCGGCAACUUUGCUUUUCUCCGCGCCGGGGCCGCGGGGGUUAGCGGCGGGCGCGCGGGGCCAGGCGCUCGGCUCGGGCCAGACGCGCCCGCGGGCCGCCGCCCACCAUGAGCGACGAGAGCGCCCGGGACCUGGAGAAGCAGCUUCGCCUGCGAGUGUGCGUGCUCAGCGAGCUGCAGAAGACCGAGCGCGACUAUGUGGGCACGCUGGAGUUCCUGGUGUCGGCAUUUUUACAUCGAAUGAACCAGUGUGCAGCAUCAAAAUUUGAUAAAAAUGUAACAGAAGAAACAGUAAAGAUGCUGUUCUCAAAUAUUGAAGAUAUCCUUGCAGUACAUAAGGAAUUUUUAAAAGUUGUGGAAGAAUGCUUAUAUCCAGAACCUAAUGCUCAGCAAGAAGUGGGAACCUGCUUUCUUCACUUUAAAGACAAGUUCCGCAUCUAUGAUGAAUAUUGUAGUAACCAUGAGAAGGCACAAAAGUUGCUUUUUGAACUUAAUAAAAUAAGAACAAUCCGGACAUUUCUUUUGAACUGUAUGCUUCUUGGAGGACGGAAGAACACAGAUGUUCCCCUGGAAGGAUAUUUAGUAACACCUAUACAAAGAAUAUGCAAGUACCCUCUCCUUCUGAAGGAGUUGCUGAAGCGGACUCCAAGGAAACACAGUGACUAUGCAGCGGUGAUGGAAGCCCUCCAAGCCAUGAAAGCUGUCUGCUCCAACAUCAAUGAGGCCAAGAGACAGAUGGAGAAGCUGGAAGUUUUAGAGGAAUGGCAGUCUCACAUUGAAGGCUGGGAGGGGUCCAACAUCACUGACACAUGUACUGAAAUGCUAAUGUGUGGCGUUCUGUUGAAAAUUUCUUCUGGGAACAUUCAAGAACGGGUGUUUUUUCUUUUUGAUAAUCUUUUGGUGUAUUGCAAAAGAAAACACAGACGGUUGAAGAAUAGCAAGGCGUCCACAGAUGGACAUCGGUACCUUUUUCGUGGCCGGAUCAAUACAGAGGUAAUGGAAGUAGAGAAUGUGGAUGAUGGCACAGCUGACUUCCACAGUAGUGGACACAUUGUUAUUAAUGGAUGGAAAAUACAUAACACAGCAAAAAAUAAAUGGUUUGUGUGUAUGGCAAAAACUCCAGAAGAAAAACAUGAAUGGUUUGAAGCUAUCUUGAAAGAAAGAGAACGGCGAAAAGGUUUAAAGUUAGGAAUGGAGCAAGACACCUGGGUAAUGAUUUCUGAACAAGGUGAAAAACUUUAUAAAUUGAUGUGCAAACAAGGAAAUCUCAUCAAAGACAGAAAAAGAAAACUGACUACAUUCCCGAAAUGUUUCCUUGGAAGUGAAUUUGUGUCCUGGUUGCUGGAAAUUGGGGAAAUCCACAGGCCUGAGGAAGGUGUACACUUGGGUCAAGCAUUGCUGGAAAAUGGAAUCAUCCAUCAUGUUACUGAUAAACAUCAAUUCAAACCAGAACAGAUGUUGUAUAGAUUUCGUUAUGAUGAUGGAACAUUUUAUCCAAGAAAUGAGAUGCAGGAUGUUAUUUCAAAGGGUGUAAGACUAUAUUGCCGUCUUCAUAGUCUAUUUACUCCAGUCAUAAGAGAUAAAGAUUACCAUUUAAGGACGUACAAGUCUGUGGUCAUGGCUAACAAACUGAUAGACUGGUUAAUUGCACAGGGGGAUUGCCGCACCAGAGAAGAGGCAAUGAUAUUUGGCAUUGGACUCUGUGACAAUGGAUUUAUGCACCACGUCCUUGAAAAAAGUGAAUUUAAAGAUGAACCUUUACUUUUCCGAUUUUUUGCGGAUGAGGAAAUGGAAGGCUCAAAUAUGAAGCAUCGACUUAUGAAACAUGAUUUGAAAGUUGUGGAAAAUGUUAUAGCUAAGUCAUUACUGAUUAAAUCCAAUGAAGGAAGCUAUGGCUUUGGUUUAGAAGACAAAAACAAAGUGCCCAUAAUAAAGUUGGUUGAAAAGGGGUCUAAUGCUGAGAUGGCUGGCAUGGAAGUUGGAAAAAAGAUUUUUGCUAUUAAUGGUGACCUUGUUUUUAUGAGACCUUUCAGUGAAGUGGAUUGCUUUCUGAAAUCAUGCUUAAACAGCAGAAAACCACUAAGAGUUCUUGUGAGCACAAAACCAAGAGAGACAGUGAAAAUCCCAGACUCGGCAGAGGGACUUGGAUUCCAGAUCCGAGGAUAUGGCCCAUCAGUGGUACACGCAGUGGGCAGAGGGACCGUGGCUGCAGCAGCUGGUCUUCACCCUGGACAGUGUAUUAUUAAAGUGAAUGGAAUCAAUGUCAGCAAAGAAACACAUGCCAGUGUGAUUGCUCAUGUUACAGCGUGCAGGAAAUACAGGCGACCAAUGAAGCAAGACUCCAUUCAGUGGGUUUAUAAUAGCAUUGAGAGUGCUCAAGAAGAUCUUCAGAAGUCUAAUUCAAAAACCCCAGGAGAUGAAGCAGGUGAUGCUUUUGAUUGCAAAGUAGAAGAGGUAAUCGACAAGUUCAACACCAUGGCCAUCAUUGAUGGAAAGAAGGAGCACGUGAGUCUCACAGUGGAUAACGUCCACCUGGAGUAUGGUGUUGUGUAUGAGUACGACAGCACAGCUGGGAUAAAGUGCAAUGUGGUGGAAAAGAUGGUGGAACCCAAAGGUUUCUUCAGCCUCACUGCAAAGAUUCUCGAAGCGCUGGCUAAAAGUGAUGAUCAUUUUGUUCAAAACUGCACCAGUCUUAACUCACUAAAUGAAGUGAUUCCUUCAGAUCUUCAAAGUAAAUUCAGUGCCAUUUGCAGUGAAAAAGUGGAGCACAUUUGUCAGAGAAUAUCCAGUUACAAAAAGUUUUCUCGUGUACUAAAGAAUAGAGCCUGGCCCACAUUUAAACAAGCCAAGUCAAAAAUAUCCCCUCUACACAGCAGUGAUUUCUGCCCGACCAACUGCCAUGUUAAUGUGAUGGAAGUUUCAUAUCCCAAAACUUCCACGUCCCUGGGGAGUGCUUUUGGGGUUCAGUUGGACAGUAGGAAACAUAAUUCUCAUGAUAAAGAAAAUAAAUCUUCUGAACAAGGGAAGCUGAGCCCUAUGGUAUACAUUCAACAUACAAUCACAACCAUGGCGGCCCCCUCAGGACUGUCUCUGGGGCAGCAAGAUGGAAACGGACUCCGCUAUUUACUAAAAGAAGAGGACUUAGAGACACAAGAUAUCUAUCAGAAACUGCUGGGUAAACUUCAGACUGCGCUGAAAGAGGUGGAGUUGUGUGUUUGUCAAAUAGAUGAUCUUCUGUCUUCAAUUACGUAUUCUCCUAAAUUAGAACGCAAGACAUCAGAGUGUAUAGUUCCAACAGACAGUGACAAUGAGAAGGGAGAACGAAAUUGCAAGCGAGUUUGUUUUAAUGUAGCAGGAGAUGAGCAGGAAGAUUCAGGCCAUGACACCAUCAGUAACAGGGACUCUUACAGUGACUGCAACAGCAACCGGAACUCCAUCGCGUCCUUCACAAGCAUUUGCAGCAGCCAAUGCAGUUCCUAUUUUCACAGUGAUGAGAUGGACUCAGGUGAUGAGCUUCCGCUAAGUGUUCGCAUUUCUCACGACAAACAGGACAAGAUACAUAGCUGUCUUGAGCAUCUUUUCAGCCAGGUGGAUUCAAUUACCAAUCUCCUAAAAGGGCAAGCUGUUGUGAGGGCCUUUGAGCAAACCAAGUACCUCACACCAGGUCGAGGAUUACAAGAAUUUCAACAGGAAAUGGAACCAAAAUUGUGCUGCCCCAAAAGAAUAAGACUUCACAUCAAGCAGGAUCCUUGGAAUCUUCCCAGCAGUGUCCGGAGUCUUGCUCAGAACAUCAGAAAAUUUGUUGAAGAAGUCAAGUGUAGGAUACUUCUGGCUCUUCUUGAAUAUUCAGACAGUGAGACGCAGCUCCGGAGAGACAUGGUUUUUUGCCAAAGCCUGGUGGCCACUGUCUGUGCCUUCUCUGAGCAGCUCAUGGCCGCCUUAAACCAGAUGUUUGACAAUAGCAAGGAAAAUGAGAUGGAAACAUGGGAGGCCAGCAGAAGGUGGCUGGAGCAGAUUGCCAAUGCAGGUGUUCUGUUUCACUUCCAAUCUCUUCUGUCACCGAACUUGACAGAUGAACAGGCCAUGCUAGAAGAUACACUGGUUGCACUAUUUGAUUUGGAAAAGGUUUCUUUUUACUUUAAGCCAUCAGAAGAAGAACCACUGGUUGCUAAUGUUCCUCUAACAUAUCAAGCCGAAGGAAGCCGGCAAGCUCUGAAAGUUUACUUCUACCUAGAUAGUUAUCAUUUUGAACAACUGCCUCAAAGGUUGAAAAAUGGAGGAGGGUUCAAAAUUCACCCUGUUCUUUUUGCUCAAGCACUGGAGAGCAUGGAAGGUUAUUAUUAUAGAGACAAUGUUUCGGUGGAAGAAUUUCAAGCCCAAAUAAAUGCUGCCUCUCUGGAAAAGGUCAAACAGUACAACCAGAAGCUCAGAGCAUUCUACUUGGACAAGUCAAAUUCACCACCAAACUCCACAUCCAAGGCUGCAUACGUAGAUAAGCUAAUGAGGCCUCUCGAUGCUUUGGAUGAACUUUACCGACUCGUUGCCUCAUUUAUCAGAUCCAAGCGCACAGCUGCCUGUGCAAACACAGCUUGCAGUGCCUCCGGAGUUGGACUACUCUCAGUUUCUUCGGAGCUCUGUAGCAGGCUCGGCGCCUGCCACAUCAUCAUGUGCAACAGUGGCGUGCAUCGGUGUACACUAAGUGUGACGCUGGAGCAGGCCAUCAUUCUGGCCAGAAGCCAUGGACUGCCCCCUCGCUAUAUUAUGCAGGCAACAGAUGUAAUGCGGAAGCAGGGAGCACGAGUUCAGAACACAGCAAAGAACUUAGGGGUCAGAGAUCGGACCCCACAGUCUGCUCCAAGGCUAUACAGACUGUGUGAGCCACCUCCCCCAGUUGAAGAUUGAAGAGAAUCCCCAAGGAACCAGGCAAGCAGAAGCUUCUCAACGCUACAGACGACAAAGGAUGUGCUGGCUAAACAUUUUUAACUCAAUAUAAAGAAAUGCUUCACCACGUAAAUAACUAAUAUUUGGAAAAAAUCAUCCUGUAAAUGGAUAGACAUUCAUUUACAUGAUACAGCUUCACAAACUGAUUUCUCUGUGUAUUGACAUUAAAUAUCCUAAAAUUCAUCCCUGGAAUUUAUGGUUCUACUAUUGGACAUGAAAAAAAAAAAACCAUUGUGCCUCCUCUCUUGUUUAUUUCAUGUAUUUUAUUGUGUUUGUUUUCAUCUUCUCCAAAUGGGAUCAUGUAAUAAUGGAUAUUUUUACUUGAAGAAGUCUGUCACUGAAGAAAUGUAGCCAGGUCUUCUAAAUCAUACUACGAUACUGAAGAUGGCUUGAUUUGGGGUGUUGUGUUUUCAAUAUACUGCUUGAAUUAGAAAAGUUCAUGAGUGGAAGGCGGAGACCAUCCUUUUUUAAAUUCUGCUUGUAAGGGUGGGUUUCUUAGUAGCAGACAAGAGAGCUGAUUUCAUCUCUGCAGCAUGAUGUUCCAGUUUAGGAGAAGAUUUAUGCUCCAGGUCAGUUCUAGCAAACUAGUUCUGUAAUUGCUCUCUGCAUGCACACCAGAUUGUGCCUUUGGUAACCUAGAGGUGAGCCAAGUAGGACUGGUGGAAGGGAGGUAAGAAAAGAAACCUAAAAGAACUUUGUUACAACUUUCAUUGAUCUGUUAGACUCAAUAGAAGACACCAUGUUGAACAGUUUUCUAUCAAGGUAUAUCUACAAGACAUAAAAAUAAAGCUUUAUUUGUCAAAACUUUAAAAGGACCUCCAGGGUCUCUGAUGGUUAAUGGAAGCACAGGUGUUACUCUAUUUUCAUUCUAAAGUAUAUGUAAUGUUUAUCAUUUCUCCAUUGAUAAAAUCACAUUUUUAGCAUAGUUAUUAUGGUAAUAUAAAUAAAUCCAUAAUUUUAAACAAUUAAAAUUCCCUAAUAUUAUUAUUGUAAUUUUCAUAAUUAUAUAAAUUUAGACUCCGUGGGUGACAUGCCUUUCAGAAUCAAACUAUUUACUGACCAUUACAUUUUAAUUUUUGAAAUUUGAUGACAGCUCUUAAAAUUAAAAAUAAAAUUUUAAUACUAAAAUUAAAAUCUUUUCAUUAUUGCCAUUUAUGUGUUGACUAACAAAAAUUCUCUUACAUAUGUGUAAUAUGUUUUGGAUCCUGGUAAUAAUAAUUGGUAUUUGGCACGGAAGCACUUAAGACUGGUCAUAAGUUUGUAUGUAUAAAGAAAAACAAGCAUGUGCAUGAGAAAUUUCUAUGAAUAGCAUUGUAAACCUCAAUUUAUUCUUUUAAUUUUAAAAAAGAAAAACAAACCAGUAUUAAGGUUUUAAAAAAAUAAAUUCAAAUAAGUGGUUUGAAUUUAAUUACCAUAAAACCUUAAUGUAAAUAUCUAUAUUAAGUCUGUCCUUCAAUGUCAGAAAUUUAUCCUUACUUUCACAACAACUGCUCCAAUCCAGUGGCAUUAGUAAAUCGUAAUAUUCGUGUACUUAAAGUUUUAUUACAUUCAACACAAACUUUGAGAGUUAAUGAGUGAGCAAAAUCGAUGCACUAGCAAACGCAUUUCAUACUGUCAUUACUUUAUUUUCUGAUCAUUGUGCUGUAAGCAGCAGUCCUCAUUAUAGAGGCAAAAAGAGAUCCCUAACAUUUUAGCUGUACUUUACUCUGUUUCAUGGGUAAUGUUAUCUAUCAUUGUGUUAUUUGUAAAUUGGCAUAUUUAGCAAGAUUUAGUCUCUAUAUGACAGAAUGUGUUGAACAUAAUGCAAGUGUACCAUAUUUUAGUGUUCUUGGCAUUUAUUAGAUGCUUAAAAGUUAGUAAUGAUGUAUGUAAUAUCAGUCACUGACAUUUUUUAUUUAAUACAAAUUUUAGCUAACACUAGGGGGUUACUUAAUUACUAGUAAUUACUCUCUGCCAAGCAAUGCUUCUAGUUGCUUCAAGUUUACUUUUUUGUUAUUGUUUCCCCCAAUUUUUUAUAGCACACCUAGGUAGCACUCUUUUCAUCACCUUCAUUUUGUAAUAGAGGAAUCAAAUCCAAGAAUAGUUUAAAAUCUUGCCCAUGUCCACACACAAUAUGUAAUAUAUAUCUGCGUACAUAUAUAUUUAUUUAUAUAAUACAAAUAACAGUUUUAGCCAUAUUUUGAAGUCUCAGAAAAAAUAAAAUUUGACUAUUAUUCUAAAUGGUAGUCACAGAAAUGUUUAAGGAAUAAAUGAAUAAAAUAAUUUUUCAAUAUCUUAAUGCAGUUCAUUAUAAUAUUUAAUAUCAUUUAGUUUAUAGAAUGGAUUACCUAAAUGCUCACAUAGUUCUCUACAAUUCCUUUAAUCAUUGUUGAUCUUUCAACCUCUCUGCUUGGACAUCUGCCUCUCUUAAAGGAAAGUCUAUGUAAAAAUUUUGACUCAACAUGGAUUUUGAUCAAAAAUUAACUGUUAUUUCAAAAUUACUUCAUCUUAAACAUAUAUUCGUGUCUUAUGAAGUUUUCUAAUAUUACAUAUUAUAAAAUUUAAUAUAUUGAAAGUAUAAGUAUAAAGUAUAACUUGAGAAGACGACUUUCACACCUAUUUCGAUGCAUAGUCUUAGAAAAAAGAAACAAUAUGGUAUCAGUUUUCAUUAUACUGAACAAAAAUGUUGAAUUUAGAUGAUAUGGUUUAUUUAUGAACUAGUACCACAAUCUUUGAAGUCUCAUAGUUUCUAUCUAUAAAUCACAUUAUUCCUGUGGCUCAGGACAUCAGCAUCCAUACUACAACAUUUAAUUUGAAAAUAGGUUAAUUUCUGUGAUACAAGAAUAUGUAAAAAAUUGUAAUGGCGUUUACUUUUUAUUCUAUAAAUUUUAACUUUUUUGAUAUUAAGUAAAGGAUAAAAAUAACAUCUGCACUGUCUGUAAAAACCAAGAAAAUGAGUGGAUAAACAACUGAGGGGUUUAUUAACUAAACAAACAAGGCACAGACAGUAUAAACAAAAUUCAAACUUACUGGACUUUGAAGCAGUUAGUUGAGAGUAGUUAUUUUAAGUAUUGGAAGGUAAUGAAUUUGUAUUUAUACUAUUAAAAUCACAAAGAUCUUUUUCUAUAUAGCAUGGUAUGGUACAGAUAACUAUUAUAAAAGCAUUACUAUAAGUCAUUCUAUUGUACAUUUUACUCUAGAAGUCUUUCUUAGAAUUGCUUCUCAAAGUAUUAACUAAUUUUGAGUAUAUGGCUAAAUUGCUUCUGAGUUUUCAGAAACUGAUUUUUAAAGACUUCUCUUAAAAUGAGUUAACAGACUGAAUUAUAAUUUAAUUUCCUUCCCAAAGUAGUUAUUUGAUAAAUAUCCUUAUAUUUUUAUUUAUAUAUAUGUGUAUGUAUACAUAUAUAUGUAUGAAAUUCAGUUUAUGGAAUGGUCAUUUUCUCUCCUUAAAAGUAUGAAAUACAAAAGACUUCCAAAAUGGUUUAGCAUGAUCUGAAGUGGAUUAAGAGAAAUACUCUGUGUUCCAUUAAGUUUUUAAAGUUUUGGUGAUAAAAUUUAGAAAAAAAUAUUACCCUACCUAAACUAGAAGAGAUUAUGGAAAGUUACAGAGAUGUCUUUGCCGCAAACAGGCUGAGGUAAAUUUCUCAAACAUGCAAUGACCACAAACUUCAUGCUGCAGCAAUCCCAUUAUUUUUAUGAGUCUUCCUGUUUCAUAAUGGUCUUUAGGUUUAGGGAGAAAAAUUGCUACUUUAAAACUGUCUUUAAUAAUAGUUUCAGCAUUCAAAUUGGCAAGUUACUCAUGCAUGGGACUGUUGGAUAUGAUUGGGGCAUCUUCUAGCUGUCAUUGUGUUGACACAUACCUUCUUCACUCAGGAUAGGUGCUUCUCACUGAGAAGAGAUAUGUGUUUUGCUAAGAUAUAUCAGUAUUAUACUGCAUGCAUAUAUAAACUCAAGCACACUUUAUGUAGCUGGUGCUUUUGCUUUUAUAGCAGUACUGUCUAAAAAUUAGACUCUUUUUGAAUGGAGAUAUGAAAAACAGUUGUUUAAUACAUUGCAUUUUCUGUAGACAUCCAAGGCGCCCAAAUUCAUGGCAAGUAUACCUAGUAAACUAUUGUGCUCUCCAACAUUAAUUUGCUAUUCAAUAUGGAGUCAAUUUAUCUGACUUUUUGUUAUCCAGAAGUAGCUAAUAAAGAACAAAAUUGGUAUUUUUAAUGACAUUUUGAUUUAUAAAUUGAAAGAUUUGGAUAGUUCAUCUGGGGCGCAAAUAAUAAAUAUAACCCACUCAUGCAUUCAUUCAGCAAAUGUGUUUGUACUAGGAACAACUGGUGGUUUUCUGUAUUAGGUGUAUUUAGUUUGAAAACCUUCACAGUACAUUUUCUGUGUUAAUGAUUGCCUGUGUAUAUUAUUUGAAAUGACAUCAUUUGUAAUGCAGACCUUUUCUAGUCUAACGCCAUGUGUGUAUGUGUACAGGGGAAUCAAAAACACGAAGUUGAGGAAAUGCUUUAGAAAACCUACAUUUAAAUUUGAAUAUCUAGUGCCUCAAACAAAUUUAUAAGUGUUGCAGAUAGAAAUAUAUUUUUAUAACUGCCUAGUAGUUGAGUAGAAAAUAGCUUUUGCUUUCAAACUAUUUUAUAAGAAUUCAUUUACACAAUAUUAUUUUAAAUAGUAAAAUAUCCAAUUAGUUCUAUAAGUAAAAUUUUUAAUAUGUGCAUAUUUAACAUUGUAUAACAUUCAAAGUAUAAUGAAAUUUUUCAUUUGAAUGUGAUAUUUUGUGCUUCCUUUUGUAAAGUAUAUGUGUAACAUUGUUUCAAUCAUUUAGUAUUUUGUGUAAGUUGAAAUCAUAGUGUACUUUGUGUUUGUACCAUUUAUUUUGUCUACAUAAAGGACUAUAAUAGUAACAUAAAUGUCAAUAAUAAAGUAAAAUGUAGUAUGAACAUUUUACUUUUUACCAUUAAAAUUUAACCAAUUCUUA